This is a messenger RNA of Penicillium expansum, 432 nucleotides long. RefSeq lists its product as uncharacterized. NCBI's taxonomy places the organism in Eukaryota, Fungi, Ascomycota, Eurotiomycetes, Eurotiales, Aspergillaceae. The coding region runs from base 1 to 432 and encodes 143 amino acids. The transcript is spliced from 3 exons. The record is from RefSeq and is a predicted model, not a curated record.
AUGUUUCUCCCCACGGAGACAUCCAUGGAUGUCAUUUCUCCUCUCCUAUUCUCUCUUCACGUCUUAUCCUUCGCAAUCCCAAGCCUUCUUCUAUCAACACCGUCCAUCCCUCGUGUGUUUGGUACCGCCAUAGAUGGCCCUCCGCCAGAGGAAGCCCCCAAGAAAAAGAAAAGGAACCGCAUUUCCGACGGUACCUCCGUGACCAUGGAGUUGAUGUGGGCAAAUAAGAGAAAGAUGGCUUCUGCUGCUGCUGCUACUAAUGAGGCCAAUGGGCCCCCUACGUCUCUUGGCUCUUCGGUCACCGGAGAAGAUAUUUCGAGCUCUGGCUCGGCUCCCGGCUCGCUCUCGCCUGCUUCCCCGUAUUCCCCUGUUGCUGCACCCUAUCCUGUCGCCGAGCCCUCCCCCACAAGCCCUCCCGCUGAGGAUUCCUAG